Kalmanozyma brasiliensis GHG001 is the source of this 4143-nucleotide messenger RNA. RefSeq lists its product as uncharacterized. Gene Ontology annotation, cellular component: chromatin; cohesin complex; nucleus. The transcript has a single exon. Gene Ontology annotation, molecular function: chromatin binding. The coding region runs from base 1 to 4143 and encodes 1380 amino acids. Gene Ontology annotation, biological process: sister chromatid cohesion. Lineage: Eukaryota; Fungi; Basidiomycota; Ustilaginomycetes; Ustilaginales. The record is from RefSeq and is a predicted model, not a curated record.
AUGGCGCGCACCACAACCAGGAAUGGCUCUUCAGCAGCGGGAAGCCGUGCCACCGCCCAGCCUCAGUCGGCAGAUGCAUCCAGAGACUUCGACGAUUCCGAUGGCUCUCUUACCGAGCUCUCCUCAGAGGGCGAGGAUAGCGACCAGCAGGAGUCGGAAUCAGACGAAGACAUGAACGAGGACGACGAUGACAACGACGGUGACUUUGGCUCAAGCCGCAAGAAGAAAGCACCGCGCCGUUCCAGUGGGGCCGCCUCCAAGGCAAGAUCGGCUAACACCACUCCACGCCCCAGAAAGACAGCAGGCGCGAGCAGAAACGGCGCCAAGAAGACGCCACGCUCUACCUCAAAGAAGUCCGGCCCAUCUCGACCCAGAGCCGGUACUGCUGCGGCGACGCCUUCUGCAGCACGAUCGCGAACAGCCGCCAGCCGAGACGAGCUUCCCAUCAACGAGGACAAUGACAUUUUCAAUGCCGUCAAAGAUCCCAACUCGGCUCUGCAGUCCAACGCCGAGGACUGGGUGGUGGCCUUCUCGGAUCACCAAGGUCGCGCUCUCGCUGAGCUCGUCAAUUUCGUCAUCCGUGCCUGCGGCUGCAAUGGCAGCGUCGACGAGAAUCAGGUCAUCGACAUUGACAACGUCGUCGACAACCUCGAGGAGCUGCAAGAGGUCUUCAAGAAGCAGCCCAUCCCUUCCUACCCCAUCGUCUCCAGAAGCAAGACCUUCAAGUCGUUCCGCAAGUCGCUCAACGAGUUCCUUCACCGACUGAUCAUGAGCGCAUACGAGGCCGAAGUCUUGACCUCCGACGGGUUCAUGGAGCCCUACCAGGCCUGGGUCUCCGCCAUGUCCUCGUCCUCGCUGCGAUCAUUCCGUCACACCGCCACUAUCGUCGCGCUCUGGACCAUAUCGGCGCUCAACGAGGUCAAUGCUCAGGCCACCAAGGACCUCUCCACCGCAACCAAGCAGCGAGACGCCGAGAAGAAAAAGGCACGCACCGACAAAAGCCGACUCAAGGAUCUGGAGACCAAAGUGCUCGAAUCGCGAAAGCUUAAGAAGCAGCUCGACGAAUACAUCAACGAGUUCAUCAACUCGGUGUUUGUCCAUCGUUUCCGCGACUUUGACGCGGGCAUCCGAUCCGAGUGCGUCGAAGCCCUUGGCUCGUGGAUGAAGAAAUACCCGACCCAGUACCUGCAGAGCUCCUACUUCCGCUACAUCGGCUGGGUUCUUUCGGAUGUCGACGCCAAUGUGCGCAUGGCCGCCGUCCAGGCUAUGACCGGUCUCUACACCCGCGACAACUUUGUCAGCUCCAUCCGUACCUUCACGGAGCUCUUCAAGGGUCGUCUCGUGCAGAUGGCUACGGGCGAUGUAGAGCUUGGCGUCCGCAUCGCCACCAUCAAUGUCCUCGUCAUGAUCGACAAACACGACCUGCUGGAGGACGAGCAGCGUGACCUGCUGGCCACACACAUCUUCGACGUCGAACCGCGCAUCCGCAACGCCGUCGCCAGCUUCCUCGCCAACAUUUUGGACGAGAUGGUCAGCGAAGGCGCCAGCGAGCUAGGCUCUCUGUCGGCGGCCUCGAAGAAGAAGGGCAAGCAGGCAGAGGAGCAGCAGCAUGAGCAGGCCAAGCUUCGUUUCAAGUGUCUCGCCGAGCUGCUUGUCAAGUACGGCCAACGUCUCGAUGCUCAAGACGUUGCUGCAACUACGAGCAAUGUUUCGGACGAGCUCGCUGUGGUCAUCGACGGCGCCAAAGAAGGCCGAGUCGGGAUGGCGGUCGAGGCGCUCUGGGACGCGGUCGACGACUUGCAGCACUGGAAACCCCUUAUCGACUUGCUCUUGCUUGAUCACUCUGGCAAAGACGCUGCCGGACGCAACAAGAGUGCUGCAGCUGCGGAGAAUGCCGCUCCCGCCGUCUACCGUCUCGAUACCGAUGAGGAAGCCAUCUUGGUGGAAGCGUUGGUCGCCAUCCUGCGCAAGACAUACGCAGGUGCCGAGCUCAAUGAGGACCCCGAGGACACCACAAAGGAGGAUGUCACGCGUGCCAUGAUCGCGGCACUGCCCAAGCUCCUCGCCAAGUACCGCACCGAUGCACCCCGCAUCGCCGACCUCUUGCUUCUCCCGCACGUAAUGGAUCUCGAGAUGUACACCGAGCUGCAAGAGACGACUGCGUUCGAGGCGCUCUGGGACGACGUCUCUACUCAGAUUCAGCGCCACGUCGAACCGCUCGUGCUCAAGCAUGGCGUCCAGACUCUGCAGAAGCUGGUGGCGACAACGUCUCAGUCUUCCAUCAACAAGACAAAGCUUUCAGCGCUUGAGGAGGGUCUCGUGUCGUCCCUCCGAGAGACCGUCAGCGAUCGCGAUGUCGAGACGGCCGGUUUCAGCGAAGACGAGGUCCAUCUCCUCGCAGCUAACAUGCUCCGUCUGCACCUCGUCAGCCAGGUGACCAACACCAGCGAUGCUCUCGAGGACGACGAGAAUGGACAGGCGACGAGCGGCUGGGAGAUUGUGCUCGGCAUCGCUGGACGGGGACGGCUGGCAUACCACGAGGAGGAGAGCUUGGUGCGCGACGCCAUUGCCGUGCUGACUCUGCACGUCAUGUGGAAGACGCGACAGGUGAUCUUGCCUGAAGCUGGCUCGCAGACGGCCUUGGCUGAGGCUCUGCUCGGCAAGCGCAACACGCUGCUCAGCCUGCUGGAAGAAUUUGUUGCCAGCACGCACUCGCAAGCGUGUGUCGGCGUUCAGCGCGUUGCCUUUGAAAAGCUUGCCACCAUCCACAUGCUCUUCGCCGCCAUCCCGCAGCAAGCACCCGCGACCGGCGACGAUUCUUCCGUGCCUGACGCAGAUGUUUCUCAGCUGCGCUCUGGACCUCAGCUGCCAGCUCUGCUGACGCUGAACUGCGAGGCCGACGUGCAGCAGUCGUGCGCCACCUUCGUGCAAGCCGAGAUCGAGCGCUACAUCGAGAAAUCGGGUGUGCUCGAGAAGGAGUCGAAAUCCGCGGCCGGCGACGAGUCGGACGAGGAAGAGAACGACGGUGCCGAGGAUGACGACAACGAAGACGAGGACGAAGAAGACGAUGCCGAGGCUACACCCAAGGCAUCGCGCGUUCGUGGCGGCAAGAGCAAGAAGUCGAAGAAAUCCUCAUCCAAGUCCGCCGCCCAGAACGCCACAGAGGAGCGUCCGAACGAAGCGCAGCUGCAAGCCGAGCACACGUUCUGCUCGAUCAUCAGCACCUUCGUCUCGGCCAUCCGGGUCGGCAUCAUCGACGCCAAGUACUCCACUGUGGUUCUCACGCACUUUGGCCGGCUGGGCGCGAUCUACGACUCGUGCUGCAAAGCGCUCAUCGAGGUUCUCAAAGAAGAAGCCAUCUUUGGGGGCUACAACCGAGCCGUCAUCGUCGAAUCGGUCAUCUGGGACUCCCUUCGUGAGGCGUUCGAGCACUACCUCGACACGGGCGACUCCACUGUCGAGGCCCGGUUCAUCUCGCUCUCUCGUCAACUGGCCAACGCGCUCGUCGUCCGGGGUGCGGGUUUCACUGCGUUGCGCAAGAUUGACGCCCGCUGCCUGAUCAGCCUUCACAGUCGGGCGAGCGAGCACAUUGCUCAAAAAGUAGCAGCCGCCGAGCGAAACGGUGUGAAAAAGGUCAAAGCGCAGAUGCCAGCGUUGUACAAGGGGAUGGCGAAUCUGCUGCUCACCGCCAACCCCACGGACGCGGUCAAGAUCAAGAGUGCGAUGGAUCGGGCGUACCGCGCUGCACAGGUGCAGAUCCCGCCUACGAGCAAGGCAUGGGAUGCACACCGAUCGUACGAGAAGCGAUUGUUGAAGAUCGCCAGUAAGAGCGAGCUGUUCUCGAACGCCUUGACGCCGAAACGCCGAAGGGGGAAGGAGAUGGAUAGUGGAGGAGAGCUGAGUGAGGAUGAUGAUGGAUUGCCUGCCAGGGGAGAGAGGGUGCUGCCUACCCCCACGCGGACCUCCCAGAAGCGCCCAGCGGAGGAGGAGGAGGAGGAGGAAGAGGAGGAAGAUGUGAGUAUCCGUGCGCCACCUAGUGAAGAGGCCGAGGAGAUGGACGUCGAAAUGCCUCCCUCCGACGCAUCGCUGGAGGACGAGGAGGAGACUGCGCCCGUCGCAUCGGUCAAGCGAAGGAAGGUCUAG